UGUAAAGUUUCGGUGAAAUGGUAUCAAAUGCUGUACGGAAGUCGAGCAGACCAAGACUUUUCACGAGUUAUUAUCGGCUUCAUUUCUCCUCUCCUUUUCGCACUGCCCGCGAUCACUCAUCGAUCGUCUUUUUAAAUGCUCGUCUCGGACGGGAUUGAUUCACAAGUGUUAAAAGCUGCUCGUUUCUUCAUAUAUUUGCUCUCUCAAUCACUCGUUGCUUGAAAUUCUCAUACGCAUUCGUCUUCUUCAACGGGAAAGUAAGAGGGAGUGGAACUGGCCAUGGACUCUAGAAAAGGUGCGGAGGCUGGUUCUGGCAGGAAGAAUGACAAGCGCAGUGACCUGAUUGAUAUUAUCUUCUCUUGGUCUCUUGAAGAAAUCUUCAAUAUCAAUCUCUACGGGGACAAGGUGGAGACCGUACCGGAGUCAUUUCAAUCAGUUGAGCAAUACCUUGCUUCUCAUACCUUUCCUUUGCUUGAGGAAACACGAGCCAGUCUCUGUUCAAGUAUGCAGGAUGUAUCUAAGCUGCCUUUCGCGAAAGUCACUGGGUUUGUUGAAGGCAAGAAGAAUUCUUACUACGUGGAAGUGGACUACUGGAGAAACAGGUCCACUGACAAUGGCAAGGAACCUUACAAAACUUUGCCUGGGGAUGUUUUGAUCUUAACUAAUGCUAUGCCGGAUACCAUUACCAGCUUAGAAAGGUUUGCAGGAAGAUGGGCAUUUGCAUCGGUCACUAAAAUUACAGAAGACGAGGACAGGGAUGCUCAAACGUCAACAAUGUUCAGUGUCAGAGCAUUUUUGGACAAUGAAGUGAACGAUGAUCGUACCUGGGAGUCAAUGUAUGCAGUUUUUUUGAUAAAUGCAGUCACUAACAAUAGGAUAUGGAAUGUGCUACACAGAUUUGGGAACUUGAAAGUUGUAAGGGAAGUCCUCUGUACGGAUUCAGCGGCUGAGAAAGAUUGCAAUCUCUGUAUUACCCAAAGUCAUGACUCUGGGCAUGAGAGUCUCGAUAAGAACUUGUUUGAUAGUCUGAAUGAAUCCCAGACAAAAGCUGUUCUAUCUUGUCUCAAUACAAUCAAGUGUAAACACAGGUCGGCCAUCGAAAUGAUACAGGGUCCUCCAGGGACAGGGAAGACCAAAACUGUCGCAGCCCUGCUCUUUACUCUCUUGAAAAGGAAACACAGAACCCUUGUUUGUGCUCCAACAAAUGUUGCCAUCAAGGAAUUGGCAUCUCGUGUUUUGCAGCUGGUGAAACAAUCGGUGUGCACAAACACUCAUGGUGAACGCUUGCUCUAUAACUUAGGAGACAUACUAUGUUUUGGGAACAAGGAUCGGAUGAAAUUAGAUUCAGAUAUGGAAGAAAUAUUCUUGGAUCAUCGCGUUGAUUGUGUUGAGCGGUGCUUUUCUGUACUCGCAGGUUGGCAGCAUUGUCUACCUUCCACGAUUGAUACUCUCAAUGACUGUGUUGACCAAUACCACAUUUUUCUGGAGAAUGAACGCAUGAUUAUAUCGAAGCCUAAUGGUAAUGAAUCCAAACCUGAAUUUAAAUCAUUUCUGGAAUUUUUCAAGCACAGAUUCAAGUCAAGUGCACAUUGUCUUCGAAGAUGCCUCUCUAUCUUAUGCACCCAUGUAUCCAAAAGUUACCUUUUGGAUCAAAAUUUCCAGGAUAUUAAGUCCCUUCUCAUCUUACUUGAUUCUUUUGAAGUUUCACUAUGUAGAGAGAAGUUGGAUUCUAGAAAGUUGAAGGAAGCUUUUUCAGUGGACCCAUCUUCAUUAAAAACUCUCACAGAUCCACUAUAUACAGCAUUAUUGAUGAAGAGACAUGAAUGCCUCUCUGUUUUGCGAACUCUUAACACAUCUCUUAGAAGGCUAAACCUUGCAACAUUUGCAAGUAAGAGCAAGAUAGCUGAGUUCUGUUAUCAAGCAGCUUCCUUGAUUUUCUGCACUGCCUCCUGCUCAUAUAAGCUCUACACUAUGGGAAUGGAGGCUGUUAGUUUAUUGGUGAUUGAUGAGGCUGCACAGUUGAAAGAAUCCGAGUCAAUGAUUCCGCUAAAACUUCAAGGUGUCAGCCAUGCAAUUUUAGUUGGAGAUGAAUGUCAGUUGCCUGCAAUGGUUGAGAGCAAGCUUUCUAGCAAGGCUGGCUUUGGAAGGAGUCUAUUCGAAAGGUUGAGUUCUCUGGGCCAUCCAAGGCACCUUCUCAAUAUCCAGUACAGGAUGCAUCCUGAGAUAAGUCGCUUUCCAGCAUCCACCUUUUACAAAAAUCAAAUUCAAGAUGGGUCAAAUGUUACCAGCAAAAGUUACGUAAAAUGUCAUUUGCCGUGGCCAAUGUUUGGCCCCUACUCCUUCAUAGAUAUUUCUAACGGAACCGAAGAAGGUGGGGAUGAUGGACAUAGCCUUAGAAACAAUGUUGAGGUAGGAAUCGUCUCGAUGAUUUUGAGGAAUCUAUACGGAGCAUGCAAAUCUUCAGGCGAAGAUCUAAGUGUUGGCGUGAUAUCUCCAUAUAGUGCUCAGGUUGCUGCAAUACAAAAGAAAAUUGGAAAAAGAUAUGGAAAUGUCAAAGGCUUCACAGUAAAAGUGAGGUCAGUGGAUGGGUUCCAAGGGGGUGAAGAAGACAUCAUAAUAGUAUCCACCGUGAGAUCAAACCCUCGUGGUUUUAUUGGGUUCGUUUCUGAUACUAAGAGAACCAAUGCCACUAUCACCAGGGCAAGAUACUCUCUUUGGAUUUUGGGAAACGGGAGAACGCUGUCGAGAAGUAAAUCUGUAUGGGAAGCAUUGGUUCAUGAUGCUAAGAGCCGUGGAUGUUUCUUCAGCAUAGAUGAUGUUAUAGCCGUUUUGGAUGGGAAGAAUAAUGAGCUUGAUGAUCCGGUCGAUGGAAGUAGUGUACUAUCUAGAAAUGCACAGCAGAGGGCAAAGCGCUUUGGUGAUGCUAAGAGCCGAGAAUGUUUGUCCAAUACCGAUGAAGUUAAAGCCAUUUUGGAUGGGAAGAAUAAUCAGCUUGAUGAUCCGGUCGAUGGAAGUAGUCUACUAUCUAGAAAUGCGUGGGCGAGGGCUAAGUGCUUUAGUGAUGCUAAGAGCCAACGAUGUUCCUCCAGUGCUGAUGAAGUUAAAGCCAUUUCGGAUGGGAAGAAAGAGAAUAUUCAGCUCGAUGAUCCGCUUGGUGGAAAUAGUGACCUAUUUAGAAAUGCUCGGUGGAGGGUUUUCUUCGGGGACAACUUUGUGAAGUCUUUCAGAAAGCUGACGUCACUUAGGACCAAGAUGUCAAUCAUGAACCUCAUAUCAAAACUUGCCAGUGGCUGGAGACCUAAGAAGAGCGAUGUGGGUUUACUCCCUAAAAGCUCUUCUCCUAUGGUGAAGCAAUUCGAGGUAGAAGGUCUCUACGUGCUGUGCACUGUCGAUAUACUAAAGGAACUUAGGUACAUUCAAAUCUUGAAGAUUUGGGAUGUAUUGCCCUUAAGCGAUGCGAUGAUAGUGGUUGAACAUCUUGACAGCGAGUUCAAAACAUAUGCAGACGAUUUCAUUAGUCGCUGCAACGAGAAAUGUAUUGAUGGGGAUCAGGAAGUUCCAAAGACAUGGGAUUGUCCUCAUGGCAUUGCUUGUUUCCGUAGUCCGGAUCAUGUUCAAGAUGGAAGCAGUUUCGGUGCCAAUACUUCAAAUCUGGGAGGGAGAGAGAGCCUGAUUUCAAUGAGAUUCCACCCCUCAUCAUCAGGUGUAGUCAGUAACUUGUUAUCGGAGGACCACGAUAACGAAUUGAAUCUCCCAUCUGAAGUAACCGAGAUAGAUCAAGAGAAGAAUUCCCUGCGCUUGUUAUCAGAGGACCACAAUAGUGAAUUGAAUCUUGCAUCUGAAGUAACCGAGCUAGAUCAAGAGAAGAAUUCUGUGAAAUCUCUCUUCAGUAGGCUUCUGAGUUCCCUCUUCAGAGGGUUUCGUAUUUGAGUCACACAUGCUGUUCCUUCUUCACAGGGUGCUUUUGACAGAAUCAGAGGGGGAGGAGUUGAUUGAUGCUUGAAUCAGGAAGGAAAAUGCCAUUUCUUUGCAAGGAACUUUUCGUUCGGCCGGAAUUUCUGUGCCCAUGCCGGGUAUCUUCGAGUAGGCAUGGAACUUGUCAACUAUGUAUCUUCUGCUGGUUUUGUGUUUGUGUAUAGUUGGUUGAUUAAUUCGUACAGAAGUUUGGAUCAGGUGUCCA
Messenger RNA from Syzygium oleosum, 4180 nucleotides. RefSeq lists its product as uncharacterized. Gene Ontology annotation, molecular function: helicase activity. The record is from RefSeq and is a predicted model, not a curated record. NCBI's taxonomy places the organism in Eukaryota, Viridiplantae, Streptophyta, Magnoliopsida, Myrtales, Myrtaceae. The coding region runs from base 280 to 3930 and encodes 1216 amino acids. The transcript is spliced from 8 exons.